Molecule: messenger RNA, 1428 nt
Organism: Alosa sapidissima (American shad)
Lineage: Eukaryota; Metazoa; Chordata; Actinopteri; Clupeiformes; Clupeidae
Gene: hhipl2
Product: HHIP-like 2
Exons: 6
Coding region: 115-1329 (404 amino acids)
Source: RefSeq, a predicted model, not a curated record
GCAGCCCACCUGUUUGAUGCAGAGGACCCCUACACCCCAGUGCGGGAGUUUCCAGGCCUUUGCUUCUCCUAUUGCCAUGAUUUCCACACCAAGUGUGGCUUCUUCGUGAAGUACAUGACAGACAACAGUGUUCUUCAGGAGGCAUCGGACAAGGGCAGCAUCACCUUCUGCAGUCUCACUGAACUAUCUGACAGGGAUUACUGUUAUCCCAAUGUGCUCCAAAACAACUACCUCUCCAACAAACUUGGCAAAGUGAAGGAGGAUCCCAUGGGCUGUGUCCAGCUGUGCCUGACAGAGGUGGCCAAUGGACUGCGAAACCCGGUGCUGAUGCUCCACAGUGGAGAUGACACCCACCGCAUGUUCGUGGCUGAACAGGUGGGCUUCGUGUGGGUGUACCUGAGGGACGGCAGUCGCAUGGAACAGCCCUUCCUGGACCUGAGCGGCGAGGUGCUGACCACCCCCCGGCUCGGGGACGAGAGAGGCUUCCUGGGCCUAGCUCUCCAUCCACGUUACCGUGCCAACGGACGCUUCUUCAUCUACUAUUCCAUCCUGGUGCAGGGCAGCCUGGAGAAGGUCCGCAUCAGCGAGAUGAAGACGUCCGCCCACGACAUGAACAGAGCCGACCACAACUCUGAGAGGGUCAUUCUGGAGAUAGAGGAGCCAGCUGCAAACCACAAUGGUGGGCAGCUGAUGUUUGGCCUUGAUGGAUACCUGUACAUUUUCACAGGAGAUGGCGGAAAGGCAGGGGAUCCUUUCGGGAAAUUUGGAAAUGCUCAAAAUAAGAGCGCUCUGCUUGGGAAAGUUUUGCGCAUAGACAUAGAUGGCAGCAGCCUCGACAGAACUCCAUAUAGGAUCCCGCCUGAUAACCCUUUCAUCGGAGAGAAGGACACGCGGCCAGAGGUGUAUGCCUACGGUGUCAGGAACAUGUGGCGCUGCUCAGUGGACCGAGGCGACCCCGUCACCCACUACGGCAGGGGCAGAAUCAUCUGUGGCGACGUGGGCCAAAACCGUUAUGAAGAGGUGGACAUCAUCGUGAAGGGAGGCAACUACGGAUGGAGGGCCAAGGAAGGCUUUGAGUGCUUUGAUAUUAAGCAGUGUUAUAACUCCUCGAUGAAGGAUAUCCCUCCAAUAUUUGCUUAUGGGCACCACAUUGGAAAAUCCAUAACAGGGGGUUAUGUGUACAGGGGAUGUGAGUGGCCCAAUCUCAAUGGCCUUUAUAUCUUUGGAGACUUCAUGAGUGGACUUGCUUCAUUUUGGUUUGGUGUAGGCCAUUCCAGACACUCAUUUAAAUACAACUGCAAGGACAAGGGAAGGAACAUACGAGUUUAGGGUGAUUCUAUUCCCACAACUGAAAAAGCUGUGACCUGGGAUGAAUGAUUUUUAAGAGGGGCCAAAAUGCUUGACUCGUGCCAUGUGCAUUGGCUGUUG